Messenger RNA from Serendipita indica DSM 11827, 2517 nucleotides. The record is from the annotation of a GenBank genome assembly. Lineage: Eukaryota; Fungi; Basidiomycota; Agaricomycetes; Sebacinales; Serendipitaceae.
AUGGCCGCGACACCUUUUCUUUCACGCGUCGUUCAGUUUGACGAUGUCAGUAUGUCCCUGAUGGAGUCUCCAGCGGCACCCACGUCCAUCGACUAUCUCAACGGCCAACUGGUCGCCCAUGGAUUCACCCAUGGACGCGGUCUCAACCUCGCAGACCUCCGUGGACAAGAUCAGCAAAUGGUUUUGAAAUGUCUCUCGAACAUGCUUGGACAGCGUUUGGACGAUAUGCGACGUGCAGAGCAACUGAGCGGCAAAUACAAAACAUUGUCCUACGACCAUGAACGCUUGCUCGAGCAGCAUCGCGCCGCAAAAGAAGCAGCUGCACAAGCAGAACGAGAGAUGGAGACGGGAAAAGCUAAAGUCGAGUCGGCGCAAAAGAGACUAGAGGCAGAGGAAGCAGCGCAUAAAAAGUCAAAGGACGACUUUCAAAGGCUCAAGAUGGCCAUGCAGUAUCUACGGACCACGACUGCCAACGAUGUCAAAAGAAAGGAAAAGGAAAUUGAGAAGAUGACCGAACGUUGGUCGAGAAUCGCCAACGAGCAGGUGAAACUUGGAGCAAUUGGGUCCGGGAUGGUGUGUGCGAAUCUGCUACCAGAACAAGUGGCUUCCGAGAAGAAGACGGACAUAUGGGAGGCAGCCCUCGCCGAAUCUGAGGCUGCACGGCUUCGUCUGCUCAAGGAGAAUGAUGCACUCCGAGACGUCAUCGUCGCCUGUGCAAAUGCACUCGUGUCACUUCAUCAUUCGACGCUCGAGGCUAUCAACAAGGUUGAAUUGGAGGAACCAGAACUGAUUCUGUCCGACGUCUUAUUCCUUUCCGACCCUGGUUCAACACAAGCGGAGACUGCGCAGAACAAGCUCCGCGAACUCUUUGCCAACCUUCGAGAGGUAUUAUCACAAGUGAGCUCCAUUGGGAAGAGCCGCCGGCAAAGCCUCAAGCAGCGUGAAGAGGAUGCGCAUCAGAUCAUGGCCCUUCAGCAGGCUAAUGUUGCUCUUCAAGCUCAACUCGAGGAAGCGCAAGCCGCUAUGCGUGCCCAGGGUCAAGAGUUAUUGGAACAAUUCGUCACAGAUGCCCGUUUCGCUGCUGGUCAACGCUAUGCGGCAGACAUCUCUACUGAUCUCAUUGGAACCCCGGACAAGGCUGCGGUUCUUUCAGAACUAGAGAGUCAACGUCAAAGGCUAGAAGACGAACGUGAGAAACAUACGGAAGCGGCUCUUGCGCUCGGACGAGAAAAGGCGGCACUAGAGGCGGAACGGCUACAGUUUCUCGAGGAGAAGAGGGCUUUCAUGGUUCAAUCCAUUCUCGACGACCUUCCUCCUACUCCAGAUGCCUCUGGUAAGGCCCAGCCUGAGCCGGUGAAAUCGGUAGAGGAACCGAAGCCUGCUGUUGUCCCGCAAUCAUCACUCUCCCAACCCCAUGUCCCUUCGACGCAAUCAAUAGUCACGCAAGAUAUCAAGAUAGCGUCGGUCGUGCCUGCCCUUCAACAGCCUCCAGCUCUAGACAUGGAAAGAGUGGCCGUUGGGACAUCCACCACUCCUACGACUGAAGAAGAGCUCUCGCCAACAUCACCAACGGAACAACGCUCAAACACGAAGCCAACAAUUCGCGCUCCUGCAGUCCCCCCUCGCUUCCGUAUGCAAAAGACACCAAAGCGGCGCAUUCAUCCACAAGCACGUUCAGCACACAAGUAUUCACCCGCUGUGCCUUCGCCGCUCUCACGGAUGAUUCAAGCGACAGAGUCUCCACCGAGCUCCCCGGAGUCGAAAGCCCAACGGGCAGCAUCAAGACCCCCUGUGAUCGCAGAGGAGGAUGAAAGUGAUCAGGGUCAUGAGGAUAUCAAGGUGUUCGAGGAGAUUAAAGCAGUGGCCGAAGAAAUUGAGGUUGUUGCUGUUGACAAGCCGGUGGAGCCUAGGGCGGGCUCAUUAUCACCUUUGUCGCGCAUCAUGAACAUGGGCCUCUCACCUGCCAUUGCUCCAACAUUGGCCAUCUCCUCGUUCCCAGGGCUCUUAGGCACAGGCUCUCUUACACAGAAUCUUGCAAAGUCUCGACAACCUAUCAAGGGCUUUGGUGACAUGCCUGGUGGAUUUCAGCUAGGCACCGCUAUCGACCCUCAAUCAUCGACCAGCAAUUCAGCCCCGGUGGUACCAAAAAAGGCGAAGGCAACGACGAUCACCAAACAGCGGCUGCCACCGCCGCCCAAGAAGGUAUUCGGGGAGAAUCAUCCACGAACAUCUAAAGAGAGUACAUCGUCCAGUGGAAGUGCUCCCAGUACGAGCGAUGGGCGAAGCAGUGCCGCAUCAAACAAGAAGAGCACCACAAGCGCUGUCCCGAGAGUAAGGGGCAAAGCAACGGCGCCGCCCACCGACAAGGAAAAUGUCAAAAAGCCCGCACCGACCAAGCCAGUCGUCACGAGGAAGCCCGUGUCUGUUGUGACUAGGCCUGCCGCUCCCAAGGCUGCGCCUGCUAUCAAGAAAGGGACAGCACCGGCUAGAUCUGCUCCUACGAGAUUGAAGACAUGA